This is a messenger RNA of Debaryomyces fabryi, 294 nucleotides long. RefSeq lists its product as uncharacterized. Bases 1 to 294 code for a protein of 97 amino acids. The transcript has a single exon. NCBI's taxonomy places the organism in Eukaryota, Fungi, Ascomycota, Pichiomycetes, Serinales, Debaryomycetaceae. The record is from RefSeq and is a predicted model, not a curated record.
AUGCUUUUAGCAAUAGAGCAUCCAAUACAUCCAAGUAAAAAGCAAACAACAGCAAAAAUCACACAUUUCCUUCUACCAAUGAUAUCAGAGAAUGAUCCAUACAAGGGCUGGAAGGCUGUAGAAGUAAUCAAAUAUGAAGUUGUAAUCCAAGAUGCUAAAUUCAUAGCUCCAAAUUCAUUGCCUAUAGUAGUAUAUAUCGAAGCAGCUACGGUACCAUCAAAUCCAGAAAGAAACACGUUUGUAAGCAAAGAUAAUUCAAUCCAGAGGAAGUUAUCUACCAGUGAAAAUAUAUAA